CUGCUAGAGGUGACUCCGUUCCUAUCAGGAUGACCUUCAUCAAGUUUUUCCUCUGUGCGCUAGUGGUGUCGGUUGGUUGGGCUAAUGACUGUGACGUGCCAAUCGGAGUUCGGAAUUAUGCCAAAUAUUCCGCAGUCACUCAAAGUUCCACGUACAACGCACAAGGAUUCAAGGCGGGCCCAGAACUCGCCGUAGAUGGAAAUGACGACAACCAGUUCAUGAAGCGUUCCUGCUCGCACACCAAUAACGACCACGAGCCCUGGCUGAAUAUAAACAUGAAGGAGAAGAUUCCUGUUGGCGCCGUUGUUAUUACAAACAGACAAGACUGCUGCCGCGACCGCCUCAGGGGGGCUCAGGUUCUUGUCGGUGACUCUCCAUACAAGAACAAUACAGUGUGCGGAGUCAUCACAGAUAUCUCAAAGCCGAUCAUCACAAUGUGCUGCAAUGGAAUGCUCGGCGAACAUGUUACCAUUCGCAUUCGUGACCGCAAGGAAUAUCUACACGUGUGUGAAGUUCAGAUUUUCAAGCACAAUGAAGCACCUGACGUGAAAGCAGAUGAAGUCGCUGAGCAAUAGGUUUAGUAAGAUUUACGUGGGUGUGGAUUAAUAGAUUUACACUGUCUAGAUAGACAGUCAAUAGGUCAACCCUAUUUGGUCGACAUGCAAUGGUUUCUCAGAGACAAACGUUCGACAGGUAACUGGUCAACUGUGUCUAAGAAUGACAGGUACUAAAAGUCAACAAGGUUAAAGGGUUGACAAGUUUUUGGAGUUUAUAGACACAGUCAACUUUUUACCUGUCAACCUUUUGUUCUUGUUGACCAUAAGGUGUCGACAUAUUGACUGUAUACUUAGACACUGUUGACAUAUACAUUGGAACCCUACAUGUGUAUUAAUAAGUAUCAUACAUUGUAUCACAUAAAAAUACAACAUUAAAGCUAUCGCAUUGAA
Messenger RNA from Pseudophryne corroboree (corroboree frog), 947 nucleotides. Its product is annotated as pentraxin fusion protein-like. The transcript has 3 exons. Lineage: Eukaryota; Metazoa; Chordata; Amphibia; Anura; Myobatrachidae. The record is from RefSeq and is a predicted model, not a curated record. Bases 30 to 575 code for a protein of 181 amino acids.